Xenopus laevis (African clawed frog) is the source of this 4387-nucleotide messenger RNA. RefSeq names its product protein phosphatase 1 regulatory subunit 10 S homeolog (gene ppp1r10.S). NCBI's taxonomy places the organism in Eukaryota, Metazoa, Chordata, Amphibia, Anura, Pipidae. The coding region runs from base 784 to 3243 and encodes 819 amino acids. The record is from RefSeq and is a predicted model, not a curated record. Gene Ontology annotation, cellular component: chromatin; PTW/PP1 phosphatase complex; nucleus. Gene Ontology annotation, molecular function: metal ion binding; protein phosphatase 1 binding. The transcript has 20 exons.
AGAAAAAUCGCAUUUCAGAAAACUCAAAUAGAACUAGACGCUUUCUCUUUACAUUCUCGACGACCAUUGGUCGAUGCUGGUGACGUCACCAGUUGCUACCAUUUUCUAGCGCCUGCCGCUUCUUGUUGAACCAAUCGUUUUUUCGCCUUUCGGAUUGCUCCGCCUCCACACUCUGUGACGCUGCCGAGGCUACUUAAAGUUGCGGUCGGGUCGACGGCGCCAUUCCAGCCUUUGUCGUCAGGUAUAUCUACCCGUGUUCUACUUGGCUUCAGCGUCGCACCAAACAUUUGGACAGUAGUUAAAGUUAAUAUCAAAAGAUCAAGAACCUUCAAGUUUGGAAGCUAUAGAAGAGCAAAAAACAAGGGAGCCUCGUCACACACCUUCUACACCACCUAUUCCCUUCCCCCUCCUUUUUUUUUUUUUUAUCCCACCAAUUUAUACCAAUCAAUCUUAUCUGCCCUCAAAUAAGGAGACUCUGGACUUAAUUGUACCAGUCUAAUAUACAGGAGUUCAAUGUUCAAUAUAUUCUCUUUAAUUUGAAUAUCUAUUAUGUAAUUUAAAAAGGGCACAGUUUUUAGGUAGUGGCACCUAGCCAGCCACACAAAACGUAGAUUUUUUUGAUAAAAUGCCAACCACAGCCUUUGUGUGGGUGUAAGCCUAAGGCAUUUUUUUUUUUAGAGGAUAUAUUCCCAAACCCCUAUCCCCAGCUUUUUUUCUUUCUUUUUUUAGCCCUCAUCCAACCUACGAAUCGGUGAAGGAGAAUUUUGGAUAAACCCUGAAAUCAUGGGGUCAGGACCUAUUGACCCGCUAGAACUUUUGAAGGGGCUGGAUAAUAUACUCGGCCAAGGUGGUGAAGUUAAAGCACUUGAAGGGAUGGCCAAGAUCUUCAACCUUAUGAAACAGUCUCAAAAGAUGGUUAACCGUUGCAUUUACUUGAACAUUGUUCUACAGACACAUUCCCCAGAUAUUCUGUCCAAGUUUAUUCGUGUUGGAGGGUAUAAGUUACUGAAUAACUGGUUGACUUAUGCGAGGACUUGUAAUAACAGCCCACUCUUGCACCAGAUACUCCUCACACUGCAGCAUCUGCCUUUAACUGUUGAUCAUCUAAAACAGAAUAACACUGCAAAACUUGUAAAACAACUCAGCAAAUCAAGUGAGGAUGAAGAACUUAGAAAACUAGCUGGAAUUUUGGUCAAUGACUGGAUGGCAGUUAUCAGGUCCCAGACCAACAUACAGCCUGCAGAUAAAGAGAAGAAAAAGAAAAAAGAAGAUGCCAAAGGAUCUAGCCCAGUCCUUGACAAGACCUCUGAAGCCAAAUCAGACGAUAAUGGCGAUAAAAAGGAAAAGCCCAAAAUUCAGCGUACAACAGCUCCAAGUCAUGCAAAAUUUAGAUCCACUGGUCUUGAAGUAGAAGCUUCUUCGCUUGUUCCAGUUAAGAAACCUACACCUGUUCCAGUCUUGUCUGACAAGUAUUUGAAACCAGUUCCUGUUAAGAGGCAGAGUUCAGUUUCAGUACCUAGUGAUGCUGCUCCAGCAGAGAAAAAAUACAAACCUUUGAACAUAGUUCCUAACACUACUAAAGAAAUUAAGGUCAAGAUAAUUCCUCCACAACCCAUUGAAAGUUUGGGCUUUUUAGAUGCACUGAAUUCAGCCCCUGUUCCUGGAAUAAAAAUCAAGAAGAAAAAGAAAGCUGUUUCCCCUACUAGUAAUAAGGCCAGCCCAUUUGAUAGCAAGUCCCCAACUGAAGCAAGCAGUCUCACCAAGCCUUCAUCACCUGAGCCAGAGCCCCCAGUAGAAGGGAUGGAAGUGGAGCGUCCAGGAACCCCAGUUCCUGCUAUUGAAUUACCAGAGCCAAUGGAAAUUUCUGCACCACCUCCUCCUGCCCCUUCUGAAACCAAGCCCAGCGAAGCUGAUGCUUCUCAGUUGACCAAGAAAGGGAAGAAAAGGAAAACGGUCAGUUGGCCAGAAGAGAGCCGUCUCAGGGAAUACUUCUACUUUGAGCUGGAUGAAACUGAGAGAGUCAAUGUAAACAAAAUUAAAGACUUUGGUGAAGCAGCGAAACGGGAGAUGUUAAAGGACCGGCAAGCUUUCCAAAAUGCACGCCGUCAUAGUCAUGAUACUAUGGAGGAGGUCAUUCCAUGGGUUCUACCUCGACUUCUCAAUCUUCCUGGGGCUUUGGUGCAAAUGGGAAGUAACAGCACAGAAAAGCACGCUCAAGCUGAACGAGAAAUGGGUAUUCUCCAGGAGAUCUUUCUAUCUAAAGAGAGUGUUCCUGAUACACCACAUGAACCUGACCCUGAAUCGUAUGAACCAUCACCUCCAAAACUUAUACCUCUUGAUGAAGAUUGCUCCAUGGAUGAUGGUGUUUAUCCUGAAUCUAUGGACCAGAGCACUGAGUCUCAAUCUCCAGAUUUGAAUGGGGCAAAACUUCCACCUGUCCUUGCUAACCUAAUGGGCAGUAUGGGGAGUUCCAAAUCACCACCUAACACUUUGCCAGGAACUAUGCAGGAAAUUCUGACGUCCAUAAUGGGUGCCCAAGGUAAUGCUAAACCAGAGGACCUAAUGAAGCAGCCAGAUUUUUCUGAAAAAAUCAAACAUCUCCUAGGCUCUUUGCAGAAUCAAAAUCAGAACCAAGGUCCACCAGGGCCAGCUGGGCAAGGAUCACAGGGACCAGUUAAUAUUGGCUUCCCUCCUCCAUCUCAAAAAAAUCAUCAGCCGCCACCACCACAUCAUCAACCACCACCUCCACAUUAUCCUCCUCCAGGACCCAAUGGACCAUUCCAAGGACCACAUGGUCCUCCUGGCGGUCCACGCAUGAUGGGGCCACCUCCCCCACAACGAGAUGGUUAUUGGGAGCCCCCACCAAAUGAAAACAUGAGAGGAGGAAGCCACCAUGGAGGAGAAAGAGGAGGAAUGAGAGGAGGUGAUAGAGGGCCUCCACCCCCUCCUUUUCACAGAAAUCGAGGAGGUAGAGGGGGUGAACCAGGCUAUAGAGGAAGAGGUCGGGGAGGUGAAAGGGGACAUCCAGGAAGGAAUGGACCUUAUGGCAUGGGACAUGGAGAUCAUCGUGGACAUGAGGGGCACCGUGGUCAUGGAGGACAUGGAGAUCACCGGGGGCAUGGGCAUGGAGGAGACAUGUCUACCCGCCCAACUUGUCGACACUUUAUGAUGAAGGGCAACUGCCGUUAUGAGAACAACUGUGCCUUUUACCACCCUGGUAUAAAUGGGCCACCACUGCCAUAAACCUACAAUCUCGAUUUCCAAAGCAUAGGUGUUUUACAGGAACAAAAGCAAGCGGACAGCUUGAACAUUUUUUCAUAAAUAUAUUUUUCUAAUAUGGCUUCUGUGAGGCCUACUACUUUCCCUCAUUUACCAGCUUUUGGAGGGUAAGGGCAAAUGGACAUUAUUGUAGCCCAGUGAAUGAACACUUGCACGUGCGAAUUGUUUGCUAUUGGGCCUGGGCAAACUUGUGUUAUUUAUUCCGUUCGCAAUGGCUUGUUUUGGGAUAAAUGCAUAAAACGUUUUUCUUGGUGAACUUAAAAUGUAACAUUUCAAAAGGCUUGAGCUACUUGGGAUUAUCUAUUUCUCAUUUUUUUUUUUACUUGACACUCCCAAGUGUUUUUGUCUUCUUUCUAAUGUCUGUAAUGUCAUUUAUGCAAAUAUCUGUUGAAAAGUGCUCCCUUACCCAUUGCUAUAAUGCCACCAUAACAUUUGUAAAUACAACUGUGUAAAAUAUUUUACAAUCCGUUAAAUGCCACCCUCUUUAACCAUUUUUGAUCCAGUUUACAAGCUGGGUUUAUUAAGAAUAACUGCUUAGUACUUUAAAACAGAUCUUUUUUUUUUUUUUUUCUGCCAAGCAAAUUUCUGGUUCCCUUUUUGCUGCUCUUCUGAAACACUACAUCUCUAUUGUAUCCCAAAAUUAAAACUUUGCUAAUGCCAAAUCAUAUUAACAGUACAAAGCUACACUGUAAAAUAUUGUUCACUGUUAAAGAUAAAAGGGUUUUUUGUAAGAGUGCUGGGUUAUCACUAAGAUAAUGAACAUGCCAACCUGUGGAUCUAUACUGUAACUACAGAAAGUCACUGUUAAUCAGUAAAUAUUUAAAUUCUUUGCAAAACCAAUGCACAUUUGAUUGCUGACCUGCAUAAAAAUACAGUAUUAGAGUAAUCUCAGCUAUGUAAAUGCCUUGGACCCAUACAAACCCAUGGUAGGAAACAGCUGUGAUUCUUAUCUGAAAAUGUUUUCUAUGAAAACUGACCCAGAAUAUGUUGUUUGUAUUUGUUUUUCUUUUUUUUUUUUAAUAUUUUUUCUUUUUUGGAUCCCCUAAUGGAUUCUUAUUUUCUUUUUGUAUACUUUGUAAGUGAGAAAUAAAUUCAAUUAUAAGGGGUA